Micromonas pusilla CCMP1545 is the source of this 1158-nucleotide messenger RNA. RefSeq lists its product as uncharacterized. The record is from RefSeq and is a predicted model, not a curated record. The transcript has a single exon. NCBI's taxonomy places the organism in Eukaryota, Viridiplantae, Chlorophyta, Mamiellophyceae, Mamiellales, Mamiellaceae. The coding region runs from base 1 to 1158 and encodes 385 amino acids.
AUGAGCGGCGAGAAGAGAGGACGCCCGUCGCCCGGCGCCGGCGCCGGCGUCGCCGCGGCGGCGAAACCCCCGCGCCCGCCCUCCGCGGACUCCCUCGCGACCGCGGACUCCCCCCCCGGCCUGAGCGCGCAUCCGCUCGGGGUGAUGAACGACGCCGAGGGCGGGCGCGCGACGAGCGGGUUCACGAGCGCCGCGUCGACGCCCGCUGACCUGACGGACGACGAGGAGGACUGGCUCGGGAUGAGGAGGGACGACCCCGAGCCGCGCGCGCCGCCGGAGACGUCGCCGUCGUCGACGAAGCGUCGCGAUGCGGAGGAGGAGGAGGAGGAGGAGGAGGGCGGUCGCGACGUCGUGCGCGUGAUGGUCGCGGUCGUCAGCGACGACGCGCGGCUGCGCGCGUCCGAGGCGCGCGUCGCCGCGCUCGCGGAGGAGAUCGCGAGGCUGCGCGAGGAGGAGGAGGAGCGCCGCGCGGCGACGGCGACGGCGACGGCGACGGCGACGGCGACGGCGACGGGCGCGCAGACGGACGACGCGUUCACAGACGGCGACGACGACGACGCCCUCGAAGCCAUGGAGCUGCGGCUCGACCGCGCGGAGGCUGCUCUGGAGAUCGAGCGCGCGCACGCGGCGAGGCUCGCGGACGAGGUGAGGCGACGCGAGAAGGUCGCGGAGGAGACGCGCGCGGCGUUCGAAGACGCCGAGCGCGAGAGAGAGGCGGCGAAGGCGCUCGCGGCGAAGCUCGUCGAGGAGAACGACGCGCUCGUUGCGCGGUUGAACGCGCUCGCUGCGAGCGGAUCGGAAUCGCCGUCGUCGUCGUCGUCGGCGGCGGCGGCGACGCGAGACGCCCCGGACGACGAAGCGUCGAGCGCGACGUCGGAGGAGGAGGCGGAGUCGCCACCCCCGGGGUGCGCCACCCCCGCGGCGUCCCCGAACUCUGGCGGCGCGCGGCGGACGUCGACGCCAAACUCCGACGCGGCGGUGGACAGAGCGUUGAACGCCGCGCUUCGACCGAAACAACGCCGUCGCGCGAUCGGGCGGCUAUGGGGGUUUCUCUCCGGCGCUGACCGAACGCCGCCGUACGUCCCGAAGACGAAGCCGAGGACGUCGCCGGCGGAGGAAGGAACAGAAGGCGCGAGCGCGAGCGCCGCGCUUCCGUAG